GUUAAAAUCAAGAAGCCUCAGACAUGUACAGUACAUUCACGAUGCGUGCACACCCCCAUGUACCUACAUUCUGUGUACAUGAUGGAAACCAUAAAGCACAUAGCAAAUAAUAAUGAAUAAUCGAGACCUCUAUCUCUUGGCAUCUAGCUGUGAAUGAAGAGGAGUAGCCCGGAAGAAAUAAGGUAAAUCCAACAUUACUUAACUAACUUAUAGAAACUGCUUGUUGUGUUUUUGUUGUUUUUUGCAUUUAAACACACACGUCUCGUAAUGACCUCCGACCCCGAGCUGCUGCAGGUCGUAUCAAAUGUACGUGUUGUUCAAGUUGUCCUGUCCAAGAUAGAAUAACAUGUAGUUAAACUGAACACAGAUGUAUAACAAAAAACUUGCAUGUGAUGUACAAUGUCUUCCAUGAUGGCUGUACAAAAAACUGUAAGACUCGCAGAGGAGUUGUUACUUACGGCGACAGAAAAUCUCUGAAGUGCUGGAAUGGGUGGUAACUGGUAUUGUCUGAGAUUGCAUCAGGCACAGACAUUCGUGGUAAAGAUUUGAGGUCUUCACAUAAGUUAUUCAAUACCCCACCCCUUUCCAAUGAACGCCCCUUUACAGAGAUAUAAGUGCUCUAGCUGUGACACGAUUAGACGCACAAUGAGGAUCUUCACCUUAAUGACGUCUUUACUUCUCUGCAGCCUCAGCUGGAUCUCUGUCUCAGGUUCUGAGUCUCACACUGCGGAGCAUCAGCCUGGUGAUGAAGUCACACUGCUGUGCUCCAACCUUUCCACAAGCCCAACUCAGACAGACUGGUUCAGAGUGGUCAACAGAACCAAGUCCCACUGUAUCUCCUCAAUGUACGGCUCUGACGGCGACGUUUCAUUCUGUGAUGGAUUUCAAAAUGGAAAAUUUGAAAUGAGCUCCAACGUCUCCACUGUUUCCCUGAAAAUCAAGCGAGUGGAUUCAUCAGACACCGGACUGUAUUUCUGUGGAUUUUACGUGAAAACACAUACAGUCAUUUCCACUGCAACAUACUUAAACGUUCAAGGUGAUGAAAAACAAGGUGAUGAAAACAGUCUUCACACUCUAAACGAGGGAAUGGCUAACCUAAUGUGUUUGAUCCCGGGUGGUCUGACUGUCCUCCUCACUAUAGUCAUCAUUGCUCUGGCUGUUAAAAUCAAGAAACUUCAGACAGCUGUGAAUGAAGGGGAGCAGCCUGGAGGAAACAAGAAUGUGGGCUCAGAUGACCUGAACUACGCAGCAUUAAGCUUCCAGGCUAAACCGAAAAGAAACCGCAGGCCUGCAUCGGAGAGAGAGAUGGAGCCACAUGUCGUGUACGCUGCCACCAGAUAGAUUCAGGAAGCAACUGGAACUGCAGCUCGCUCAUAUUUAAACUGCUGCUGUGUUCUUGUGUGGGUGGAGGGUGUAAAAAGAAUAAUAAAGUUUCAGUAAUGUGUUUGUAUUUCGUUUGCUGUGUUUCUUUUUAUUCGCUGUCGGUCGAAGUGUCUGCCUUUUGUUUUUAGUCUGAGAGGACGAACCGCUUGCUUAAUGUGUGACGGAGGAGGACGAGUCAGAGAG
This is a messenger RNA of Acanthopagrus latus (yellowfin seabream), 1566 nucleotides long. RefSeq lists its product as uncharacterized. The transcript has 6 exons. The record is from RefSeq and is a predicted model, not a curated record. Gene Ontology annotation, biological process: response to bacterium. The coding region runs from base 589 to 1341 and encodes 250 amino acids. NCBI's taxonomy places the organism in Eukaryota, Metazoa, Chordata, Actinopteri, Spariformes, Sparidae.